AUGAAACCUCCCAAAUCAUUUCUGUUUCUUCAGGAAAGAAUCCAGGCCCAUUUGAAGACACUGAGGGAAGAGAGAGAAAAGCUGCUGGGAUUCAAAGCGACUAGAAAGGGGAAUAGCCGGGAGUAUCUGAAACAAACACAAACUGAGAGGCAGAAGAUUGUGUCUGAAUUUCAGCAACUGCAGCAGUUCCUGGAGGAACAAGAGCGACUCCUGCUGGCCCAGCUGGACAAGCUGGACGAGGAGAUUGUGAGGAUCCAGGAUGAAAAUGUCAGUCAACUCUCCGAGCAGAUUUCCCAUCUCAGUGAGCUGAUCAGUGAGAUGGAGGGGAAGUGUCAGAAGCCAGCAAGUGAAUUCCUGCAGGAUAUCAGAAGCACCUUGAUCAGGUGUGAGAAGGGGAAGUUCCAGCAGCCAGAGGAGAUUUCUCCUGAACUGGAAGAGCGAGUCAGUGGUUUCUCUCAAAAAAUGAUUGUGCUAUUGGAGAUUCUGGGGAAGUUCAAAGACACUCUGCCGUCUGCAGUAGAGACAAAAAGAGGAGGAUCCCUAGGAACAUUCAGACAGGCGAAUGUGACUCUGGAUCCAUACACGGCUCAUUCCAAACUCAUCCUGUCUGAGGAUUGGAAAAGUGUGAGAGAGGGGGAGACACGACUGCUUAACACUCCUGAGAGAUUUGACACUGAGCCCUGUGUGUUGGGCUGUGAGGGAUUCACUUCGGGGAGACAUUGCUGGGAGGUGGAGGUGGGGGAUGGGGGAGGCUGGGCUGUGGGUGUGGCCAGAGAGUCUGUGGUGAGGAAGGGAGGGAUCAGCCAUAACCCUGAGGGGGGGAUCUGGGCUGUGCAGCGGUGGGGGGGUCAGUUCCGGGCUCUCACCUCCCCUGUGACCCCCCUGCCCCUGAGCCGGGUCCCCAGCAGAAUCCGGGUUUGUCUGGACUGUGACCGGGGGCAGGUGACAUUUAUUGAUGCUGGUGACGAGGCCCCGAUCUUCACUUUCCCGCCGGGCUCUGUCCCUGGGGAGAGAAUCCGACCCUGGCUCUGGGUGUGGCUGGGAUCCCGGCUCAGACUGUGUCCCUGAAGGGGAGGGGGGAGGGGCAGGGAGGAAUAUCCCACCAGAGAACUGGAAAUCAACCUUUCUAGCCUCACACCCCUAGGGUUACCAUUCGUCCGGAUUUACCCGGACAUGUCCUCCUUUUUGUGCUAAAAAUAGCGUCCGGGGGGAAUUUUAAAUAACUCAAAAUGUCUGGGAUUUCCCCCCCAGGCAGAGCAGA
This is a messenger RNA of Chrysemys picta bellii (western painted turtle), 1261 nucleotides long. NCBI's taxonomy places the organism in Eukaryota, Metazoa, Chordata, Testudines, Emydidae. The record is from RefSeq and is a predicted model, not a curated record.